Messenger RNA from Podarcis muralis (Common wall lizard), 3594 nucleotides. Lineage: Eukaryota; Metazoa; Chordata; Lepidosauria; Squamata; Lacertidae. The record is from RefSeq and is a predicted model, not a curated record.
GGUGAGCACUGAUCCUUUCAUUGCUACAUUCCAGUGAGGCAGAAACUGCUGCAGCAGAACGGGAAAUAUAUGACUGGUUCCAACCAUGCAGGUUAUCAACCAUGGUUGUAAAAGAAAAGAUUAAAAAGACCUACGGCCCACAUGUUGGGAUGAGCACGGCAUAUGCCAGCGAACCAGACUUUACCUCUGAAGAUAAGGCUACACAAACCAACUUUGAUAGCCCAAGAGAUGGUAUGACCCAGGAAAAGGCAACAAAUCCAUAUACACCCCAGAUGUUUGUGCCGAGUAAGAAAAAAUACUGUGUGCUGAAAACAGAAACACAAAUUCGAGAGAAAGUCUCUGCUGCCAAGCCAGUGCCAGAACCUGGGGACUUUCUCGUGAAGGAAAAGGAGAAGAAAGGUCAUCAUGUUAUCUCGCCGCCGCCGGAAAAUGAAAACCUUAAUCAGAUACCUGAAGGAGCUGAUGCAGAGUCCACCGUGACGGGUCAGAUACUUUUAGCCAUUGCUAGCCUGAGGGACACAGAAAAAAAUAGCACCCAGGCAGCUUCAGCUAUGCUGAAUUCAAUCUUGAAAAAAGAGAGGAACAAACUGAGGGGAAAGGUGCCAGAAAUCAUUGAUAUUAUUUAUUUCCACCUGCGAGCUAUCCAGGAACCUAGUGCAAGAGAAGUUGCCAUAGGGGCUGUGUGCCUCCUGGCUGAAAAACACACAGAAGAAACUGUUUCAAGCCUUCUGAAACUCUCAUUGCUUUGUGACAGGCAUAUCACUCAAAUCUGGGAAGCCUUGGGCCAAGCUAAACAGCCUGUAAGACUCCAGGUUCUUGCCAAGCUUCUCGAAGUGCUGAAAAGGAAACCUUGCCUUAGCGGAGAACGCCCGGGAUCAGAUGGAAAGUUCACAGACAACUCCUCCCUUCUACCUCUAGCCGCAACAAAGGCCCUAUGCAUAAUAUUUAGGGAUAAAAAGUGCAAAAUCCCUAUGAACAGCUAUUACGUAUCUGUGAUCAUCUUCCUAGUUAUUCAGCUGCACUACUUGAUGAAUUGUACAGAUUCCGAACCUGGACAAGAGGACAUAAUCAGAACAUCAAACUACAUAAGCUGCGCCAUGGAUGCUUUAAAAGCCUUGGUGAAAAGGCAGAAGGCUCCUCAGGCGUGUUUUACGAGUCUAACAGGAAGCUGGGACCUUUUGGCUUCACCAGAGAACUACCUUGAAGGAGUUCUCCUUCUGGCCAGAGCCCUUGUCAAACAUCAUCAUGGGCUUGACUAUGCGGUAUUUACCAAGGUGAUUCCUCUUCUCCAUCAUGGGGAUGACCAACAGAAGCUGACGGCAAUGGCCUUUUUCACUGCACUUCUCUCGUCUGAAUCCACCUACACGGUGCUACAAAAACAUUACAUCCUGGGCCUGUUGAAGAACUGGCAGGCUGAUUCAUGUCCAACCUACCGCUGGCUCAGUCUCCAUGGAAUGGGCAAUGUGGCGCGUCACCUGCAAAACAAGAAAGAGCUCUCCAACCUGCUCCUGGGUAUACUUCCAAGUUUUAACGACACUGAUGAGAAGGUGAUUUUGACAGCUAUGGAGGUCACAAACAAGAUCGUAACACUCCACAAAAACAAUAUAAACAUGAACAUAUUUGUGAAGAUCGUCAAACAGCUUCAGCCUUUCUUGGCCGACGGGAGACCCAAAAUAACCUGUGCGGCAAACAGGCUGUUUCAAGACAUGAUUAAGAACCUGGACGUGAAAGAAAAAGCCGCUUUGCAGGACCAGGUUCUCAACAGUAUUGUCACGUUGCUACUGAACCUCCAAGAUCCACAUCUGAAUGCGGCUAAGAGUCGUAGAGACAGCUUAAAAGAGUGCAAAGUCUUCUUGGGAUGGACUGCAAAUGACAACCAGGACUCUUGGAGCAUGAUUUGCAAGCACCUUGUUAAGGAACAUCCAGGAAAACUACGGAACUUUCUGGACCAGGCGCAAGACUAUACUCAAAGCCCACAAAUGUAUACAAGAAAUGCAGCCACCAUGUUUAUAGAUUCUAUCUUGGAGCACUUAGAUUCCAGUCCUCUACAAAAGUCAGAAGUGGACUUCCUGAGGCAAGCUUUCAGCUCUUUCCCAUCAGAAGCACAGCGCCCUGUCCCGGUUGUUCCAGAACCAGAAAAAGUACGCAGGUACUGCGCAGACCUGUUCAGAUGUUCCCGCUAUUUCCCAAGAUCUUGUAUUUGACGCCUGUAUCCGAAGUUAAUAUCCAUCUGAAUAAAGAGCACUGUAUGAAAUUUCACGGUGAAGGCUUAUUGUGGCGUUCCUCUCUGAGGUUAGGUAGUUUUUGCUGCUAGAAUUGGAUAGGAAAGUAGCUUUCUUAAGGAGAGGUGGAUCAAUCGAUGUCCUUCCUUUGGCAUUAUCAUAAUGUAAAAGCAGAGUGUUUUCUAGGCAGUAAUCAAAACCCUCCUUAAGAUGGAAGUGUAUGAAACCUCCUUCCAGCAGCUUGCUUGCUGCCCACAGCUGCCUGCACUCCCAUUGAUUCAAGUAUCUGCUCAUUCAGUUCAAAAAUAUGAAGCAGCCAUUACUAGGAAUGUUUAAGGGGCAACAUAAUAGGCUUAACAAAAUGUGGCAGGGAGAGGGAGAGGGGGAGAGAGCUCACAACUGAGUUUUGCAUGUUCAUGGACCUCUGAAAGAUCUGUUAUUCAAAGGGGAAAUGUCAUAUGACCAUUAUGCAGCCUUAGCAUUUUAAAAUGUGAAGCAGACUUGGGAGCUUUUAAUUUUGAAUGGAGGGAUGGGUGUGCAAACGUGCCCAGAACCAGCCCUACCAUUAGGCAGAUGAUGAAGGGGCAGGAAACAGCAGUUGGGGUCUGAUGUUUUAUUAUGUUUCUGUAUAUGCUGGAAACCACCCAGAGUGGCUGGGGCAACCCAGGCAAAUGGGUGGGGUACAAAUUAUAAAAUUAUUGCUACUAUUAAUAUUAUAAGUGCACAGGCAGAAUUGUGUGUGCCAUGCAGACAGUCCUGUGCCCCUUAAACCAGGGACGGGGAACCUCAGGCCCAGGGUGGCUUGAUGUGGACAUCCAGGUCUCUCUCUCAGGCCAUUGGGACAUUUUCCAGACCACACUCUCUUCCCAGCCAUACCCUGCUUCAGUGUGUGUAUACACCCCAUUGCAGGGGUGCCAUCUAGGAGGGGCCAAGGGCCCCCAAAGUUUCAAGAAGGCGGCCAGGCCUUCUCAAUUAAUCUGCGGCCUGCAGUAGGCCUCAUGGCCUCCUCCCGAUGUGUGAUGUCAGACAUGCACCCCAUGUGUGUGAUGGCACACGCGUGUGUCGGGCCUCUCCAAAGUUGGGCGGAACCCAGCACCUGUGCACCACUGUGAGUACAAAAGUAACAUUUAUCAUCAUCGCUCCAUCUACUUUUGCCUUUGGUCCUACUCACCACUGGCAUGUGUGUGUCCCACACCACUACCACCGAAGGUUUCCCACAAUAAAAUGCAGUUCUCAUGUUGAAAAAAGUUUCCUCUCCUUUGUCCUAAACAAACUGUCUGACCUCUGGUGAGGUGGAAGAAGCUGUCCUAAAAGUAAGAUCAAACAGCCAGUUCAGUUGGCUUCAUCUGUAGGGCUGCAGCGCCAUGUUAGC